UUGGCCCAUCAGCUGUUUGCAAGCCGCAUUUAAUUUUUAAUAAUUUUGUUAAUUGUUGAAUUAAAUAUACAAAAUGCGGGUAACACAAUUUCUGGCUAGCAAACUGAAGAACUUCUCCAAUCUUCCCAAGGAGUACAUUGAGCGUAGCAAAAAACAGGUAUACUGGCAAACUCCAAAAGAAAUCAAUUACCUCCAGCGAACUGUUGAAAGGAAGCGAUUCCGCUAUACCACAAACAGAUCAUGGACGGGCCAGUUCCGGCAGCAGAAUAUGCCGGGAACAUGUCGCCGCCAUGUACUCGUAGAACCAGUUGAGGAGUGGAGCUUCUUCCGCGGCGACCGCAUCGAAGUCCUGGUGGGCAAGGACAAAGGAAAACAGGGAAUCGUCACCCAGGUGAUUCCCGAGCGCAACUGGGUAAUUGUGGAGGGUCUGAACUGGCACUACCGUAAGGUGGGUGGCGAGAAAGAAUUCCCCGGAAUCAUCAUCAAGUCUGAGGCGCCGCUUCAUGUUUUGAAAGACAUCCGAUUGGUGGAUCCCUCAGAUUUGCAAGGGACGGAAUUCGAAUGGCGGUUCACAGAGGAGGGUGAGAAGGUGCGUGUGUCAAUGCGAUCUGGUCGCAUAAUUCCCAUUCCGGAGACGAAUAACCAAACUCAUGACUACAAAACACCAAAUGCCUACAUCGAACGGGAGAAGGACACACCAGCCGCUGUUGUUGGCGAGAUUACUUUCCAACCCAAGCUUUCCACCUUCGAGAUGGAUAUUAUGGAGGAAAUGGGAAUCGAAGAGGAACGAACGCCAGCAAAAACCUAUUGGUACUAAUUCUACGUUUAUUGUUUAUUAAACUUAUGUACAAAAAACCUGGUUCGUUGA
Drosophila bipectinata is the source of this 868-nucleotide messenger RNA. It is a transcript of the gene mRpL24, whose product is annotated as mitochondrial ribosomal protein L24. Gene Ontology annotation, molecular function: structural constituent of ribosome; RNA binding. Lineage: Eukaryota; Metazoa; Arthropoda; Insecta; Diptera; Drosophilidae. Gene Ontology annotation, cellular component: ribosome; mitochondrion. The record is from RefSeq and is a predicted model, not a curated record. Gene Ontology annotation, biological process: translation.